Messenger RNA from Dermatophagoides pteronyssinus (European house dust mite), 1879 nucleotides. RefSeq names its product mitochondrial ribonuclease P catalytic subunit (gene mldr). Gene Ontology annotation, cellular component: mitochondrial ribonuclease P complex. The record is from RefSeq and is a predicted model, not a curated record. Lineage: Eukaryota; Metazoa; Arthropoda; Arachnida; Sarcoptiformes; Pyroglyphidae. Gene Ontology annotation, biological process: mitochondrial tRNA 5'-end processing; tRNA 5'-leader removal. Gene Ontology annotation, molecular function: ribonuclease P activity.
GUAUUAUAUGAAUGUGUUUUGGAUUCGGGAAUUUUUUUCAAAAAAAAAAACAUAUCACGCGUGAAAAAUGUUCAAAAUGAUUUUUGGCCGUAAAUUGAUUCAAUCAAAAUCUUUACAAAUACAUCGAUUAUUUGCUACAUCGAUAUCGAAACGUAUUGAAGAUCGUAAACUAGGUCGUUUAGCAUUGUUACGUAAAGCAAUUGAUGAAAUAUAUCAAAAUCAAAAUCAUAAUAAUCGAAAUUUUGAUUGGAACGAUGCCCGUAAACAGCUGUAUGAACGUCAAAUACAUUUUCCUUCGAAUUUUGAAUUUACAUUACUUUCGGCAUUCGAUGUUAAUAAUGUUCAAUCAUAUGAUGAACAAUAUCAACUUGAUUCGAAUUUAUUUCAUGAGAUAGCCAAUUUUGUUUCAAAAUCAAAAACAUUACAAUCGAAUAAAAUUGCAUCGAUUCGAUUUUGUGUAUUUUUAAGUCAAUAUCCACAAUAUUUAUCCGAACAACAAUUGGAAUUUAUUCGGAAAAUUGCCUUAUCAAUUGCCAAUGAUUCGAUACAAAUCAAACCGGUAAUAAUCGAUAUAGUCACAGCACUUGCACAUUCUUCACCGGAAAAUUGUCGAUUAGCAUGUCAAUUGUUACCGAAAUUCUUAACAUUUCAAAAAUAUGCAUUCAGUUUACGUUUAGAAAUUAUACGGAUUUUAUUUCAAGCUCUUAUCAAUCAUCGAAUGUCCGAAGAAUUGUUACAAUUUUUACAACAAAAUUCACAAAUUAUUGAUAAUAUUGAUCUUACUACAUUUGGACAAUUAAUUUCAUUGAUUGCUAAAACACGUUUAAGUCCACGAAAAUUUUCCAAACAAAAUCUUAUCGAUAUGAUUCGAUGUUUAAGUGAUCUGCAUAUGCCUUUAUUAGCUGAUGAUAUGGUUAUAUUAGUGGAUAAAAUUCUUAAACAAAAACUUGGUUAUAAACAUAUUGAAGAUGUUCAAAUUGAUCGAAUAAAAGGUAUUUGUCCUUGUUGUGGUAAUCAACUUACAGGAUUAAAUAAUGAUGAAUUUUUACAAUUAAAACAACAUUUUAAAUCAAUAAUUUUCGAUUCAAAUGAUCAAUAUAUGAUGGACAAUCUUACCGAAUAUCAUUUACAAUUGAUGGAUUUUGAACAGAAGAUCUUGAUUGACGACCACGAUUCAAAUAAACCACGAUAUGAUUUGAUUGUCGAUGGCCUUAAUAUUAGUUAUAGACGUUCGAAAUCAAUUGUCCAAGAUAAAACUGGUUUACGAACAUUCGCCAAAGUUUAUAAAGUAAAAGAUAUUGAUAAUCAAAUUGUUACAAUAAUGGAACAAAAUUAUUUAAUGUCUAAAUAUAAAAGAAUAUUAUUGAUCGGUCGACAGCAUAUGAAAUCAUGGUUUCAACUUAAACGUAUGUGUCAACAUUAUACAAAUUCAAUUGAUUUAAAUCUUUUAUUGGAUCGUACACGUGAUGAUAAUUAUAUACUGUAUGCUGCUAUACAACAUCCACAAACAAUGAUUCUAUCAUCGGAUCAUUUUAAAGAUCAUCAAAAUAAAUUUAUUGAUUGGUAUCGAAAUAAUAAUAGUUCAAUGAUAGAUAAUGAUGACAAUGAAAUUCGACCAAAUCUUGGCUUGAUAUUUAAAAGAUGGUUAAAAUCAAGACAGAUUCGUAUUGAACAAGGUUCAAAUUUACUACAAUAUCCAAAUCAAUUUGAUAUAAAAAUUCAUUUUCAUCAUUCAAAUGAUAAUUCUGAAUCCGAAUUGCCCAUUCUACAUAUACCGGUUGUAUUAAUACCCGAUCCAUAUGAUAAUGAUGAUCAUAAAAUUGGUUGGAUUUGUGCAAUGGACAAAUUGAACAAAACUCAAUAAAAAAUAAAUAGUUUU